UAAAACCACGAGGAGCCGGGGAGCUACAGCUGGGCAGGAAUGCUCCCUUCCCAGCCCGGUGCCGCUGCUGCUGGGGUGGGGUUUUUUUUCUAUUUUGGGGCAAGCUAUUUGUGAAAAGGCUUCCCCCUGUAAUUACCAGCCGAUUUAAUGCACUGUCUAAGCUGUCAUUUGCAGCUGCUUGGUACAGAGUGCUUGGCAAGCGGUGCCUUCAGCCCCACAAAGUUGCUUCUCGCACCUCAGACGACACCAGAGCACCCGGGCAGCAGCAGCAGCAGCAGCAGUCGCCGUCGUCUCCUCUUCCUCACUAGCAAAAUGUCCCUCUCGCACACGGCUGCCGAGUACAUGCUCUCCGACGCUCUCCUCCCCGAUCCCGGCGGUUCCCGAGCCAAGGGCCUGCGGCUGGAGCUGCCGAGCGAUCGCCUCCUGAAGUUCGUCACCGUGGGGCUGCCCCUCUUCCUCGUCUCGUUGGCUUUCGCCCGGGAGUUCUCUGCCGGCUCACAGAUCAGCUGCUUCUCGCCCACCAACUUCACGGGGAAGCAGUCUGCCUAUGUCGACACAGCUUGCUGGGACUCCCUCCUCCACCAUGGCUUCGACGCCGAGGGACACGCAAUCACCAAGUCCCUCUGGGCUCUCAAGGUCUUCCCCUACUCACUGCUGGUGGUGGCAGUUCUCAUGUACCUGCCCUACCUGCUGUGGCGUUACGCAGCCGCCCCAGCCCUCCACUCUGACCUCCUUUUCAUCAUCGAUGAGCUGGACAAAUCCUACAACCGCUCCGUGCGCCUGGUGCAGCACAUGAGGAAGGUCCAGCAGGCCAGCACCGAGCCGGAGCGAUUCUGGGAGGAAUACGAGAGGGCUCGCCGGGAGAGGUAUUUUGAGUUCCCGUUGCUGGAGCGCUACCUCACCUGCAAACAGCACGCCCAUUCCCUGGUGUUCAUCUACAUCCUGAGGAACCUGCUGCUGCUCUUGUUCUUGGCUGCCACCUGCCUCUACCUGGUCUUCCUCCACCUCAACAUCUUCUUCCAGGAUGAGUUCAACUGCUCCAUCAAAACGGGGCUGCUCCAGGAGGAGCCCCACAUCCCCCCGCUCAUCCCCUGCAAGCUGGUCUUCUUCUCCGUCUUCCAGCUCAUCAGCCUCUCGGUUGGGGGCAUCUAUGUCCUCCUCAUGCCUGUUGUCAUCUACAACGCCCUGCAGCUCUGCCAGUGGGACAAGGGGCUGCUCUCCAUUUAUGAGAUGCUGCCCGCCUUUGACCUCCUCAGCCGCAAGAUGCUCACCUGCCCCGUCAAUGACCUCAACGUCAUCCUCCUCUUCCUCCGGGCCAACAUCUCCAAGCUGACCUCCUUCGGCCGCCUCAAUGCCGUCAGCGCCUUGAGGGAAGCCACCGCCAACAAGGAGGACAUUGACACCGUCGUUGACUUCAUGACGCUGCUGGCCGGGCUGGAGAUCACCAGGCCCAAACCCCCCGAGGCCGACGGCAGCGUGUUCCUCCCCAACGGUGGAGCUCUAGAAGCAAAGCCUGGAGUGGAGAUGAUGGGAAAAGCGUCCCGGGACUCGCUUGGCUCUGCCUGACCCCUUGGGACCUGUCCAGUUGGUCUACUGGGAUCCAGUUUGAUCCAAUUCCUUGUUGCCAGUGGUCUCUU
This is a messenger RNA of Calidris pugnax (ruff), 1637 nucleotides long. It is a transcript of the gene PANX3, whose product is annotated as pannexin 3. The transcript has 5 exons. Lineage: Eukaryota; Metazoa; Chordata; Aves; Charadriiformes; Scolopacidae. Gene Ontology annotation, molecular function: channel activity. The coding region runs from base 148 to 1566 and encodes 472 amino acids. The record is from RefSeq and is a predicted model, not a curated record. Gene Ontology annotation, biological process: positive regulation of interleukin-1 production; monoatomic cation transport.